UUCACAGCCAGGCUGAUCCUUCAGGCUUUUGUUGAGGCAGGGAAGCCAUUUUGGGAUCUUGCAGCAGUGUGGAAUUAGCAGACCCUGUCAACUUCCAAACUUCCCCAGCCGGAGACAGGAGGACCUAAGGAUAUGACACCCGGCGGCGUCAAGAGCGGGGAGACCUAGCAUGAUCUGAGACCUUGAGAAUGGAUUAUUCCCAUCUUCACACGUACGCUCCUCCCCAGUGUCUUCCUGAAAACACUGGGUACACCUAUGCUCUAAGCUCCAGUUAUUCCACUGCUGCGCUGGACUUUGAGAACUUGCAUAAAUUGGAUCCUGUCUUUGGUUCCCCGAGAAUGUCGCGGCGUAGUCUACGUUUGUCGAACACGACCGCCAACUUUUCUGAUGAUCUCCUCAACAGCAGUGUCGCCUCCAACGUCUCCUUCGCCGGGAGUGUUUCUAAUGAUAUGUCGAUUAACAGGUCUGGCAGACAGCGGCAUAACAGCAGCAUGCAGUCUUCUUCCAGCAACCGCCGUCUGUCGAUGAAAGGGGUUGCCAACGCCUCUUUUCAGAGCAGCUUCAGCACGCACGUCACCGACACCUCCACGUUGUCCACAUUAUUAGACGAGUCAUCGAUACGGGAGCAGACUGAAGUGGACCACCUGUGGGGCCUGGAUGAGGACGAUCCAAAAGCAGGGGACGCUACAAUGAUUCAAGCAAAUGGAGAUGUUCUCACCGCAGAAACGCAAACCACCCUAGUAAAUGGGUACACGUGCAACGACUGCAGCAUGCUGUCCGAAAGGAGCAACGUCCUGACCGCGUACUCUGCUUCUCGCAUGCCGGCCGUGUCCUCCUACACCGUGUCUACAAAAGUGUACUCCCGUGACCGGAGCCACAAGUCAAGAGAACUUCCUCAUUACGUGCACAAGGCAAUGGUGCUGGUCAGAAGUGCGAUGUCAUCCCUGACAGCACUGCUCAUGAGCCUCUUUCACAUGGUUAGGCUGAAGCUGGGUUAUGAGCGGAAAGCUCACUCGAAUUUCUGUGGAAGUAUGAAUGUGAAAGGCUAUCAGACGGAGGACGGACAUCUCCAUAUGAAUGGAGAAACCCUUUGUGAUGACUGUAAAGGGAUGAAACAACACGAAAAACAAACCACUGUCCACACGCAGUCCUCACGGGCUAGAAGGGUGGCGGGGUCCUUGUGGCACAUCUUUUCUUACACAGGUUACCUUUUAAUGCAAGCGGUGCGCAGUGCCGGAGCUGCUGGAUGGUUUGUAUCCAGGAAGGUGUUGUCGUUUCUUUGGUUGGCCAUUGUAUCACCAGGAAAGGCCGCCUCGGGAAUGUUUUGGUGGCUGGGCACAGGCUGGUACCAGCUUUCUACCCUGGUUUCCCUGCUGAACAUCUUUUUGCUAACUAGAUGCCUUCCAAAAGUUUCCAGAGCGCUGCUCCUCCUGAUCCCAUUGCUGCUGCUCCUGGGUCUCUGGCUAUGGGGCUUUGAUUCCUUACUUGCCAUGCUACCAUUAUUUAGCGGAUUUAGUACAACAAAAACAGCUGAAGAUCCUAUUCCCAUCCUGAAGCCAACGCCUGACGCUCAUAUACCCAGCACUGACAAGACGGAAGGGGGUCUUCAGUCUGACAGCAGAAUGCGGGAGCUGGAGAAGAAGUUUGGGUUAAUGGUUGCCAGCCAGAGUCAUCACGCAGAAGAUUACAACAAACUGAAGCUUCUGGUCUUGGAGAUGGAGAAACAGAUGGCUCAGAUGAAUGACCCGGGUCACAUGUCUGUGUUAAUUUCAGGGCUCCUCAGUGAGCAUCUGGGUAAAAUACAGAGAGAUGUACAGGACAAAUCCACGGAAGACCACUCUGUCAGUAGGAAUCACGAAGCCCGAAUCCUACACUUAGAAGCACUUCUGCGUAAACUAUCAGAGGCCGUUGAGGAAGACCGGAAACGAGCGCAGUCAAAUGCAAGUGAAAUUGGCGUUCAAGAUCAGAAUCAUUUACGGACAAGGAUUGAAAGUCUGGAAAAAGAGUUUGAAGCUUAUAGAGCAGAGUUCCUCAAAGAACAGAGCGUAAGGUCCAGCUGUGAUCUGCCAGACUGCAUACUUCAGAAGGUGGAUGCCAGGGUGAGAGAAUCUGUCCAAAUGAUGUUCGGGAGCCAAGCAAACUUGCCAGAGGCCUUAUUGCAGUGGCUUUCUGCCAACUAUGUCAGCAACGAAGACUUCAAUGCCAGACUGCGGGAAAUGGAGAUUCAUCUGUUGAGGAACAUCUCACAUCAAGUCUCGAUCACUGGAAAAAUCCCAACGUCGCAAAUGGUGGAAGAGACGGUGAGACGAGGGAUAGCCGGCAUCACUGAGCAGGAAGCGCGUGUCAUCGUGAAUAAUGCGCUGAAGCUUUACUCCCAAGACCGCACGGGCAUGGUGGACUUUGCGUUGGAGUCUGGAGGUGGAAGUAUCCUGGGCACUCGAUGCUCUGAAACCUAUGAGACCAAGACGGCACUCGUGAGCCUGUUUGGAGUUCCAUUGUGGUAUUUAUCGCAGUCCCCCAGAGUGGUUAUUCAGCCUGACAUGUACCCAGGUAACUGCUGGGCCUUUAAAGGAGCUCAGGGCUACCUGGUGGUGCGGCUUUCAAUGGAGAUAUUUCCAACGGCUUUCUCAUUGGAGCACAUUCCAAAGUCCCUCUCCCCAACUGGUAACAUCACAAGUGCUCCUAAGGAUUUUGCUGUCUAUGGCUUGGAAGACGAGUACCAAGAAGAUGGUGUCUUAUUGGUCCAGUCUAAGUACAAUGAAGAGGGAGAGCCUCUGCAAAUAUUCCAUGUCACGGAAGAGAACAGGAAGUCUUUCCAGAUUGUGGAGCUCCGAAUCCUCUCCAAUUGGGGGCAUUCCAACUAUACUUGUCUGUAUCGCUUCCGAGCACAUGGAACUCCCGUGAAAAAACCUGAAUAAAAGCUAUUCACAAAAUGAACACUAUUUUUUUUUUUAUGUUGUAAAUACUGAAAACCUGGAACACUGGAAUAUUUCCGACACAAGGGUGGGAGCGUUGUUCCAUAGAGGAUCCACAAGGCCUACAAGGAAUAUAAAGCCCCGCCAUCCAAGUCCAUUCGAUAUGUACUUGCCAGAAUGCUCUUAUUUUUUUCCUUUUUUUUUUUUUUCUCCAUGAAAUGCUGCAUGCCAAACCACUCAGGAUUGAAAGGCCAGUUAGCAGGAAACCCACUGGAAUGGUGGCCAACGAGAAGACCACGCUGCUUAGCAGAGCGAUCAGGGUUCUGGUAGAGCUCUCUUUCCAGAUAACUAAUCUGGAUGAACCCAAAACAUCUGGACAACCCUAGUAAGCAAGCAAUAAGCUAAGACACUAUUCAGAUGCAGUGCGGAGGUAACCAAAGCUUUUUUUCGACGACCACUCUGCCAUUUAAUUAAAGUUUGAUCGAUGAUCAAAUGGGGGAAGCACCUUAUCGAUAUCGUCCUAAAGUAGAAAAAACAACAACCAGUAAACAUAUCAUUGGGUUGUCCUCUUUUACCGAGUUGAUGAAAGCUGCGUUCAGUGACCAGUUUUUGGAAAGCUGGGUGAUGCCAGAUGUGGCGGUAGGUUGUUUUGCAGAAUGAGUGACCACCUCUUUUGAUGGCCUGUAAUAGUGGUCCUGGUGGUCUCCCCUAAAAGCUCUACAUGGGCCGGCUGCAGACCGCUGUAAUACGGCAGCAUUUUGAUGUCGCCUGACCCCUUGCGUCUUCACUAAAGGCUAUUAGAUCACAAUAGGAUUGAAUAGGGCAGGGAUGCUCAACAUGCGGCCCUCCAGCUGUUAUAAAACUACAACUCCCAUCAUGCACUGCUUUUGUUUUAUAACAGCUGGAGGGCCGCAGGUUGAGAAUCCCUGGUAUAGGGGUUGUUACAAGGCUUUUACACACAAAAUUGACAUUUAAAUGCAGCUGUACUGCAGCCUCCUGACGCUAGCCUUUUUUUUUUUUUUUUUUCCCCCUUUGAGGAUUUGCUUGAGGUAGACCUAUCUUGAUGCUUAUUUUGCCAAAAAUAGUAUUUGGACAUUGCUGGGAUAGAUACAAAGCUCUCUGGACAAGCAUCUCACCCCCAACAACAUGCACAAUUUCUAGUCCUGCUGCAUCGGCGUCUCCUUCUUUCAGUACCCUUUUAUUUGUAUAUUUUAAAUCAUUUUGAAAAGCUAGCCAAAAAUGUCCUAUUUUUAUGUAUUUCUAAAGACCUUUUCUAUAAGAUCCUCCGCUUUUGAGGUACGCCACAGAUCUUCACUGUGCUUUCGGCGCCGAGGUUCAUUCUUCUCGAUCAAGAACUGGAGGACUCCGCUGACCGGCUCUUUAAAUAGUUUAUAUGUACAAUGCACAACAGUCCAGUGAUGCAAGCGACUGCCUAUUCAUGAGAUGUACAGAAAUAGCAUUAUUAAAUAGGCCCUAUACUGCUAGGGGGGGAGGGGUGUAAAGGGAUCGUGUGUGUGUAUAUAUUUUUUUGUUUUUCCGAUAGAAAAUAACUAAAAAAAAAUUAAAAAAACUAAUUUAUUUUUAAAGAUUCCGCAUAGGACUGUGCAAUGUAUUUUUGUAAAGACUUUUUGAGCGGUUUUGUUUUUCAGUACGUGUUUUGCUUUGCUCCUAUAUUGAUAAGAUAUUGAAAUGUUUUAAAUAAAGAGUUUACUUUUUGAAUGCAUGUAAUAUUUGGAGAGGUAAAUAAACAGUCUACUACUU
Molecule: messenger RNA, 4676 nt
Organism: Bufo bufo (common toad)
Lineage: Eukaryota; Metazoa; Chordata; Amphibia; Anura; Bufonidae
Gene: SUN1
Product: Sad1 and UNC84 domain containing 1
Exons: 23
Coding region: 189-2918 (909 amino acids)
Biological process (GO): nuclear envelope organization
Cellular component (GO): meiotic nuclear membrane microtubule tethering complex; nuclear envelope
Molecular function (GO): protein-membrane adaptor activity
Source: RefSeq, a predicted model, not a curated record